This is a messenger RNA of Thalassophryne amazonica, 1480 nucleotides long. Its product is annotated as acidic mammalian chitinase-like. NCBI's taxonomy places the organism in Eukaryota, Metazoa, Chordata, Actinopteri, Batrachoidiformes, Batrachoididae. The transcript has 9 exons. Gene Ontology annotation, biological process: carbohydrate metabolic process; chitin catabolic process. Bases 126 to 1352 code for a protein of 408 amino acids. Gene Ontology annotation, cellular component: extracellular region. The record is from RefSeq and is a predicted model, not a curated record. Gene Ontology annotation, molecular function: chitin binding; chitinase activity.
GAUCAUCUUAUAUCCUCUCCUGUUAUUUCACAAACUGGGCACAAUACCGUCCCGGACAAGGCAAGUUUCUUCCCACCAACAUCGACCCAUGUCUCUGUAACCACCUCAUCUAUGCCUUUGCGGGAAUGGAAAACAACAUGAUCACAACCUAUGAGUGGAAUGAUGUGCAACUCUACGCACAGUUCCAGGCUUUAAAAAGCAAGAACAGAAACCUGAAAACUUUGCUGGCUAUUGGAGGAUGGAACUUUGGCACUCAGAAGUUUACAACCAUGGUGUCCACUCCUGCUAACCGCAACACCUUCAUCAAAAGUAUGAUCAGCUUUCUGCGUAAGUACCAGUUUGAUGGACUGGAUAUGGACUGGGAGUACCCCGGCUCUCGUGGAUCCCCACCUGAGGAUAAACAGCGCUUUACCAUCCUGCUUCAGGAGAUGAUGAAUGCCUUUGAAGCAGAGGGCAAGAACACCAACCUCCCACGUCUGCUGCUGACUGCUGCUGUUGCUGCUGGGAAGGGAACCAUCGAUUCUGGAUACCAGAUUCCCCAAAUUGGAGCUGUGCUGGACUACAUCCAUGUGAUGACCUAUGAUUUCCAUGGCUCUUGGGAGCACACUGUGGGACAGAACAGCCCUCUGUACAAAGGUCCUGCUGACUAUGGAGACAUGGUCUACUUCAAUGUGGACUAUGCUAUGAAGUACUGGAAGAAUAACGGUGCCCCAUCUAAGAAGCUCCUGGUUGGUUUCGCAACCUAUGGCCACAGCUUCAUCCUUUCUUCCCCAUCCAACACUGCUGUUGGAGCACCGGCCAGUGGACCUGGACCUGCUGGACUUUACACCAGGCAGGCUGGCUUCUUGGCCUACUAUGAGAUUUGCAUUCUUCUGAAAGAAGGAGCCACUCAGUCAUGGGAUGCAGCCCAGCAAGUGCCAUAUGCCUUCAAACAAAACAUUUGGGUGGGCUAUGACGAUAUCAAGAGCUAUCAGAUCAAGGUUCAGUGGUUGAAGCAGAAUGGUUUUGGAGGAGGCAUGGUGUGGACUGUGGACCUGGAUGAUUUCAGUGGCUCUUUCUGUGGUCAGGGAAAAUACCCUCUGAUAAGCACCCUCAAGAAUGGGCUGGGAACUGGAACUGGCUGCAGCACUCGUCCAGACCCCCUGCCUCCUACUCAGAACCCUGACCCCCAGCCUGGAGGUGGUGACAGCAGUUCUGGAUCCAGCUUCUGUGCAGGCAAGGCCAAUGGACUCUACCCAGACCCAGCCAACGCCAACCUUUUCUAUGAGUGCAACCAGGGAAAAACCUAUCCCAGUAAAUGUGGUGCAGGCCUGGUAUUUGAUAACACUUGCAAGUGCUGCAACUGGCCUUAAAGAAUCCAUCAUACAGUUUAUUCUUAGUUUAGAGAUGGAAAAUAUAAUUUAUCACAAACUGAGAACCACACAAAAACAGCUCUGUGACACCUGUUGUUGUCUGAAAUAAAUAACAGCAAAGUACUUGU